Solea senegalensis (Senegalese sole) is the source of this 4440-nucleotide messenger RNA. RefSeq names its product serine/threonine-protein kinase tousled-like 1-B. Gene Ontology annotation, molecular function: ATP binding; protein serine/threonine kinase activity. NCBI's taxonomy places the organism in Eukaryota, Metazoa, Chordata, Actinopteri, Pleuronectiformes, Soleidae. Gene Ontology annotation, cellular component: nucleus. The transcript is spliced from 22 exons. The record is from RefSeq and is a predicted model, not a curated record. Bases 537 to 2819 code for a protein of 760 amino acids. Gene Ontology annotation, biological process: chromosome segregation; peptidyl-serine phosphorylation; intracellular signal transduction.
CUAAACAGCAGCAGCAGCAGCAGUAGCAGCAGCAGUAGCAGCAGCAGGAAGCUGCUCUCAGGUCGACGGGAGUUGUGUUUCCCAGUGAACCUCGGGCCGGUUAGUGGGAGGGCAAAAUGAUCCCAGAUCAGUGUUGUCUGUGUCGGUGUCAUGCCACCCGCUCUGCUGGGAGCGCGGCAGCCUCGCGAUAGCCUCGCCUUCUCCAGAAUCACGGCACCGCUCGCGAACUGGAUGCUGCUGCUGACAGGCGCGCGACGCGGCGCGGUGCGGUCAUCAUGCAAAGGUUACGCUGGAUCCUUCUCAGCGAGUCCGUGAAGAAGAAGAAGAAGAAGCAGCCGCUGCUCAGCAGCACCCGCUCGGGUCGCGACAUGCGAGGUGUCUAGCCAGAGGGAGAAGGAAUUUAAAAACAAAAAAAAAACAAAACACGACCAACUAUCCUUCAUUCUGGCCCGUUCGGCUACAGCAGGUGUCGAUGGACACGAGAGUUUGGGAUUUGCAGAGUGAACGCUGGCUCCUCUCGGCGGUAAAGUGGCUUCAUGAGUGUCCAAAGUAACAGUGGAAGUGGUGGUGGAAGUUUGGAGGCGACGCCAUCUUGGUCGCAGCUCUCCUCGUCCCCAACGAUUUCUCAACAUAUAACGGCGACCGCGAAGGGCAAAGAAGGCCCCAUGGAGGAGCUACAUAGCCUGGACCCCAGGAGACAGGAGCUGCUGGAGGCCAGAUUCACGGGAGCUGGCAGUGGCAACACAGUCGGCAGCACUGGGAGCACCAGUGGAGGUGCUAAGGGUCUGGCCAAUGAGUCCUCCAACCACAGCUACGGCAGCCUGGGCUCAUCCAGCGAUAAGGAGUCAGAGAACUCUGAUUUGAAAAGAGGGAGCUCUCCUGCCUACUCAACUCCUGAGAAGAAGCACUCUGAAUCAUCCAGAGGGAGGAAGAGGAAAGCUGACACCUACUCAGAGAGUAGUCAAGGGAAGACCUCCACGCGUGGGCCCAAGAUUAGCGACUAUUUUGAUUUCCAGGGGGGAAACGGUUCCAGUCCAGUCAGAGGACUCCCAUCAGCUCGUCGUUCUCCACAGAGCUCCCACUCUGCUCCGGGCUUAAUAAUUCGGCAGAAUAGCUCCUCUCCCACAAGUCUGUGCUUUGGAGAACAUAAUCCUAAAGCGUCCUGCAGCAAGUUUGUCCAGACGGAGUUAACAGGGCUAAAACUUGCUGCUCUGGAAAGCAACAAGAGUCUGGACCUGGAGAAGAAAGAGGGGCGAAUAGAUGAUCUGCUCAGGGCGAACUGUGACCUGCGCAGACAGAUUGAUGAACAGCAAAAACUCUUGGAGAAAUACAAGGAAAGGCUCAACAAAUGCAUCACUAUGAGCAAGAAGCUGCUCAUAGAAAAGAGCACUCAGGAGAAACAGUCGUGUCGUGAGAAGAGCAUGCAGGACCGCCUCCGCCUCGGUCACUUCACCACCGUCAGACAUGGAGCGUCCUACACAGAGCAGUGGACCGAUGGAUAUGCAUUCCAGAACCUCAUCAAGCAGCAGGAGGGUAUCAACCAGCAGAGGGAGGACAUAGAGAGACAGAGGAAGCUGCUGGCCAAGAGGAAGCCUCCAAACCCCGCGUCUCCCUCCCUGACAAUGGCGUCCACCUCUGAACCCAAGCAACGCAAAACCAAGGUGGUCAAUGGCAAUGAUUCAGACCCCUUCCUCAAGCCUUCCCUGCCUCAGCUACUGACCCUCGCUGAGUACCAUGAGCAGGAAGAGAUCUUCAAACUCCGUCUUGGACACUUGAAGAAGGAGGAAGCGGAGAUUCAAGCGGAGCUGGAGCGGUUGGAGCGCGUGAGGAACCUCCAUAUCAGAGAGCUGAAGAGGAUCAAUAACGAGGACAGCUCGGCGUUUAAAGACCAUCCCACUCUGAAUGAGAGGUACCUGCUGCUGCACUUGCUGGGCAGGGGCGGCUUCAGUGAAGUCUAUAAGGCUUUUGACCUAUUUGAGCAGCGUUAUGCAGCUGUUAAAAUCCACCAACUCAACAAGAACUGGAGGGAGGAGAAAAAGGAGAACUAUCACAAGCAUGCAUGCAGGGAGUACCGGAUACACAAGCAGCUGGACCAUCCCAGAAUAGUGAAACUGUAUGACUACUUCUCUCUGGACACUGACACCUUCUGUACGGUGCUGGAGUUCUGUGAAGGAAAUGACCUGGACUUCUACCUGAAACAGAACAAGCUGAUGUCGGAGAAGGAAGCGCGCUCCAUCGUCAUGCAGAUUGUUAGCGCUCUACGCUACCUUAACGAGAUCAAACCCCCCAUCAUUCACUACGACCUCAAACCCGGUAACAUCUUGUUAGUGGAUGGCACGGCAUGUGGAGAGAUCAAAAUCACAGACUUUGGCCUGUCAAAGAUCAUGGACGAUGAUAAUUACGGUGUGGAUGGAAUGGACCUCACGUCACAGGGGGCUGGCACUUACUGGUAUCUCCCUCCUGAGUGUUUUGUGGUGGGGAAGGAGCCGCCUAAAAUUUCCAACAAGGUGGAUGUCUGGUCUGUGGGAGUGAUCUUCUUCCAGUGCCUCUAUGGACGCAAGCCGUUUGGUCACAACCAGUCUCAACAAGACAUUCUCCAGGAAAACACCAUCCUCAAAGCAACGGAGGUUCAGUUUCCUGCUAAACCACAGGCCAGCACAGAGGCCAAGGCGUUCAUCCGGCGCUGUCUCGCCUACCGCAAGGAGGACAGGUUCGACGUUCACCAGCUGUGCUCGGACUCCUACCUCCUCCCGCAUAUGAGACGUUCAAACUCCUCCGGCUCCCUGCAGUCGUCCGCCUCCUCUCUGUCGUCCUACUGACUGGCUCUCGCUCACAUGACUGACAGGACCCUCUGGCCAACCGCGAGGCAGGAUCGUUGGAAACCUGAAGGAUAAUGAACACGGAUCUUCUUCUUCUUCUUUUUUUUAUGGAUAAAAUUGAAACGGAAGAGAAUGAAAUGGAAAGAUGGAUUGAGAGAAGAGGAGAGAAAGGGAGGCUCUUUGUUGUGUCCUUGAACUCGACCGUGAGAGUCAAGGGAAGGGGGAAAAAUGAAAGAUUGACAGAUUGAAGGGAAUUAAAAAGAGAUGAAUGGUGAUUAAGGAGAAAGAGGAGUAGCUUAACACGAUGUGGAAAAGAAAAACUAAUGAAGUUAGUGUAACUUUUUUUAUAAACUUUUAUUAAUUCAUCCUCUUAGGAGACAUGUCAACAACUAUAGGAGCUCCUAGAUGUUCUGCCCAUUCCCACCUCCACGUACACAACAUACCCGUUGAGAAUGGUGUCACAUAAAGACAGUGUUUAUGAAGGUGGAGGCCAGCAGGCAUCAGAGGGACGGGUGUGAGUGUCAGUGUGUCUGAUAUCCACUAGCUGUUUAACUUUAACUCUGCAACCCUUUAAAAUGGGGCAUAACAAUGAUAAGUGACAUGUCAUUGAAUAUCCCUUUGUAGCCCUUGAAGCACACAAUUGGGAUUAAUUUCAAAGUAGUGACGUGACAAUGAUGGGACUUGACAAAAAAAAAAAAGGAAUGAAAAAUGAAUGAAAAAAUGUUCCAGAUGAAAUUUCUGGGUUUGAUUUGCACUUCUGAUCCAGGUAGUGUUUAUCUGGACUCACAGAUUUGGCAUGAAGUACUACAGAGUGAGCGAUUCCUCGACUCAGUCAAAUCCUCCGUUCAUCAUUUUUAGUUGUAUUGCAAAGCAGUGCAGUUCAGGUCCACUCAAAUGUGGACGUGUGAAUGUGUCUUAAUCCAUAUUUGCUGUUCAGGUGAAGAGUCGCAAUGUUUCAAAGGGCGGAGUUUCACACAGCACCAUGUUCACAUGGAUGUCCCCAUUAACGUGCGUGAAAAGAGCUGGACUGGUCCGAGUGACUGGAUCAGCCGUUAUUCUACUGCAAAGACUGGGGACACACAAUUUAGUGUACAUUUCAUGCGCAGGAGGCUCGUGCAAAUGUGUACUCAUGACGAGGCGUACCAUUGCUUCCCAAUGUCUCACUUUUUCUCAGUUUGUGUGUUUCUCUCUGAAAGCUGUUCUCAGUUUGCUGCUAUAAAUGUGGCUUUUAGUUUGUGAGGUGCGAAUGGGUUUGUUUUUUUGCCUCGCAUAUGUCCAUACUUGAACUGUGUUUAGAGGAGCGCUCUCCAGAGCUUCUUCUUCUGAAAUGGACACCGGCUGUGCCGUUAGAGGGGAGGCACCACGUUUCUCCGCCAACAACAUCCAAUGUCCAUGUGGGUUCUCGUUUGUUUACUUUCAAGUUACAGUGCGACAGACGCUAUAUGGAGCUAUAUAUGGAGCUCAGUCUGUGCUGUGUGGUGAGGGAUGGUCAAAGCUCUUCAUGCUAGUGGAAGUGGGCACGAUUCACGUUGGCUCAUGAUGCAGCAUGUUUUCCUGCAGCUAGAAAUCAAGUGGAUAUAUACAAGAUGUUGUUGUUCUGUAAAUAAAACACUUACCUGUA